AUGUCGACUGCAGGUCAUCCGAAGACGGGCGGUCAGACUGAUCCCGAGAAUCGCGUGCUCAAUGCGGUAGUGAUUGUAAUGGAGCCUGCGAGAGCGCAGCAGACUUCACGCUGCUCAGCUGGCUAUGUGGAAGAUGGUGACGCGAAUGUGGAAGAUGGCGACGCGAAUGGUGACGCGGGUGUGGACUUGAAUGUGGGUGAAGAUGACACGAAUGUGGAAGUUGAUGAUGUGAAUGUGGAUGAGGGUGAUGCGGACGCGGAGGUGAAGGUGAACGCGAUUGUAAACGAGGGUGCCGAUGGGGACACAACUACUCACGAGGGAAAUGCACUGAAUGGGGAUGGUGACACGACUAGCGGUGUGGAUUUUAUCCGUGAGUUUGCUCACGCCUCUCGGACCAAUGCUGAGCAAGAGCGUGAUAAACGAAAGAAGCGACCUGAGUCGCAGUUGUACUAG
Messenger RNA from Phytophthora nicotianae INRA-310, 453 nucleotides. RefSeq lists its product as hypothetical. Lineage: Eukaryota; Oomycota; Peronosporomycetes; Peronosporales; Peronosporaceae. The transcript is spliced from 3 exons. The record is from RefSeq and is a predicted model, not a curated record. The coding region runs from base 1 to 453 and encodes 150 amino acids.